Molecule: messenger RNA, 3199 nt
Organism: Sceloporus undulatus (fence lizard)
Lineage: Eukaryota; Metazoa; Chordata; Lepidosauria; Squamata; Phrynosomatidae
Gene: HAUS6
Product: HAUS augmin like complex subunit 6
Exons: 16
Coding region: 98-2839 (913 amino acids)
Biological process (GO): spindle assembly
Cellular component (GO): mitotic spindle microtubule; HAUS complex
Molecular function (GO): microtubule binding
Source: RefSeq, a predicted model, not a curated record
CCCCACUCUUCUACUUAUCCGGUUUUGGCGGUUUGCACAAAAUGGCGGCGAGGAGGUUUUGCUGAGGAAGGACUGGAGAGGCGCGCCUUGGCUGAAGAUGAGCGCCAAGCCCUCGCCUCGCUCCUGGGAGAAGGAGCACCUUUGGUACGGCCUCCUGGCCCUGGGCUUCGACCCUGAGGGAGCCUCGGCCGGGAAGGUAUCCUGCCACCUCCACCUGGGAAUGGACAUGUUUGAUAAACCGAACAAAGAUGCUUUUCAUAUCGUUGCGUGGUUCUUGUUUUCAAAGCUGGACCAAUCACAUUGUAAUGAGACCUUCAGAUUUUGUUUUCCACCUACAGAUAAAAAGACAGAUUCUGAAUUUAGAAAACAGUGUUAUGAAUGGCUAAGAAGAAUUUCAGAUGAAUGUGGAAAAAACUUCCCUCCAGUUGUGGCAUCAUUAUUCCUUUCUCCCGGUGGUCCCAAGUUCAUUCAUCUCAUGUUCCAUUUCUCAAGAUAUGUCAUAAUGCAACAUAUUAAAGCAGAUUGUGCAGAUGUUGACAUACCCUGUCCAGACGCUGUGAGUUCAAAAUCGCCAGAGUUGAGUAUAGCAGAUGCAAAAUACCGUGUGUCUCAAAAUCGAUUUUUACAAAGUCUACAGAAAGAAGACUUGCUCAUUCAAGAGCUUCAGAAAAAAUCACAGCUUUUAACUAAACGAAUAAGAGAUUUACGAUUUGAAAAUGCAGAUCUGGACAAACAGCUCCAAAAAAUAGGAAAAAGUAUUCCUCAAAAUCAAAGUAUCACCACACAGAGAAUCGAAAAGGUUCGCUGUUCAUGGGAAGUCAUAAAGGAAGCACUUAAACUACUGGACAAAGAAAGAGAAGUUGUGGAUUCAAUUGUUAAGGGUCAUGCUGACCAGUAUGUAUUAGAUGGCACAAGUGUUGCUAUCAGUAUUCCAAGGCCCCUGCUUGAAAAAGUUGAAAAGGAAAUACACAAGUUGCCUGUGGGGAAUGUAUAUGAAGAAGGAAAACUAAACAUUUUAACAGUCAUCCAGUUACUAAUCAGAGCCAUAAAAAUGUUGAUUGAUGAGCGUGGACACACUGAUAAGAAUACACCAAAAUUGGAUCUUCAGUAUUUUGAAGGCAAGACCAAACUCCAGAAUGAGACUUUCUUGGGACUAAAGUCACUUAGGCUAAAAUUAAAACAUGAGGACCAUAUAUCAAUAAGCCAAUCAAUUGCUGAAAAACAACACGAAUGGGAUUUGAAAUGGAAAGCCUAUCUUGGCCAUGCACCUUUUGAUUUAAUUAAAUAUCCAAACUCUGCACUUGACUUAUUACCAGCUAUGUCACCCCUUUCUUUUACUCCUGCUACAGAGGAAGCUUAUAAAAGCAGUGUUUUUGGCCAGUAUCCUGCAUCAAUUCCAGAAUUAACCAAAAAGAAUCUCCAAGUAGAUCAAUGUAAGGGAGCUGAUAAAACAUCAGGAUGUCAGGACUGUUCAACUGUGGUAACUGCGGAGAGGAAUAUCAUAUUUUCUAACCUGGCUAAGGAAUCUGAAAACAGGAAGACUUUUGAAAAGGGAUCAAAUGCUGACACUCCUACAAGGACAGAGCAUUCUGAUUUUCAAAUCUUAAAAUACACAGGGAGAAAAGGUAAACCAGCAGAAGUUGGGAAGAAAAGACAAACUAAUGUGAUGCGGACUCCAUCUUCAGUUAAAAGAGAAGAUCUUCUGAAGAGAGCGCAAGAGCAGCUGGCAGAAGAGGUAGCAAAUGUGGUAGUGUCUGAAUCACCACAAAAUGCUGGAGGAAAAGGAAAAGAUCUGGAUAACCUGGUUGACACUUUAAUCUCAGAUCCUUUCUUAACAAGGAAACAGAUUCCACGCACUCCAGAAAAUCUGAUUACAGAAAUCAGAAGCUCAUGGAAAAAAGCCAUUCAGGCUGAAGGAUCUUCAAACGCAGAAUCACAUCAUACUGAAGCAACAAAAGACAUACCACAGGUUGCAGUCCCUGCAUCUGGAAACCAGACAGAUUCAAGUAUGGCAUGCUUUAUGUCAUUGUGCAUGUCUGACUCAGCAGAGUCUCCCCUCCUGGCAAUGCAGUCUUCAGAUAGCUUAAAGCAGACAGUUAUUGGUCAUAAUGAAUUGUCAACCCACCAAGGAUGUGCAUUGGAUAACAUAUUUUUCAAGCAGGGAUUGACACAUGUUCCAGAAUGUUGUGUAACCGAUAAUCCAGAGGUAGGCCCCAAGGCUGUAAAUAAAUAUGUGAGCAAACAGUGUUAUAAUCUGGGGAACUCAACAGAAGCGUCACCUUAUGUAGGUAAGAAUUCUUCAACAUGUACAACUUUAUCGUGGGAUACUUCUCGAAUGGUAGGUGGCACUUGUACUGAUAGCCAAGAAGCUAUCCAUUUUGGCAUACUUCAAGAAACUCUUCCAGAGGAACUAGGGUCUGAAAGUCUUAAUAGUAUUAAUGAUUAUGAGUCUGAUGAAGUAAGAAAAGAAAACUCCCAAGACAGCAAGGGUUUGCCUGAUUAUCUGACAGAAAAUGAGCACAAAUUGGAUUUAUAUUCUAUUCGGGAACGAUAUAAAGCAUUACAAAAGACUCUUUUUGACAACUCAUCUUCUAGAAAUCAAAUUUCAAGGUGCAGAUCAGACUUCAGUCUUCAUUCAGUGGGCUUAGAAACAAGUGAUGUGCUUAGCUCUUCUGGAAAACCAUAUGCAUUUGAUGCAGAACUUGUCAAGGCACCAACACACACGACUCUUGAAAGAAGGGUCCCUCUCUCCCCUCAAGUUCCCUUUUCUCCAGUACAAGCAAGAGAGAAAUUGGAUGUACAGAAUCAAGGAGAUCUAUGUAAUAAACUGAAAGGAUAGUACAAAUCUGACCUUGUGGCUAGAAGUGUUCGUGGUUUUUGUGUAUGGGGUGAGCUUUGUAUUUCUUUGCAGAGUACCUAGAGAUGUGAAGGCCCAGACAAAUUCAGAAUUUUUUUUCCAGGGUUUUUCCAAAACCAAUUUUUUUCUGGAAAAAUUGAAAAAAAUGCAUUAUGGAAUAUUUUCUUUUAAAAUGACCAAUAAAACAUUUAAGGCAAGAUGUUCAUAUGUUUAUUUCCCCAUGUUAUCUUUUAUCUUUUAAAAAUACACUUGUCCCUCCAUAUUCGCUAGGGUUAGGGGCACAAGACCCCCGUGAAUAUGGAAAAAACGCAAAUACCCAAAACACCAUGUUUUUACCUGAGA